This is a messenger RNA of Acanthocheilonema viteae, 639 nucleotides long. NCBI's taxonomy places the organism in Eukaryota, Metazoa, Nematoda, Chromadorea, Rhabditida, Onchocercidae. The record is from the annotation of a GenBank genome assembly.
AUGGGUUGUUGCUCGUCAAAUGUAUUCCAUGAUGAGGAAAAAGGAUUGGAAGAUCACUUGUUUCCAUAUCUUGAUUAUCAGGAACAACCGGAUGAUGAAUACAAACAACUCGAUACUGAAAAUGAUCAAAAGGGUGAUACCGCUGUGGAGCAUAUAUUUAAGAAAACGAAAUUAUCGGUAGAUUUGUUUCUCAUAUCCUCUUACCUGAAGGAAUUAAAGUUUCUGAAGUAUGCAUGUAUCUGUAAUUUAGUUAUACCAUUAGUGAAAGAUGAAGAAGUACCGAGGAUGGUAUAUGGACAACCUCCCAAGGAUAUGAGAAAUUCUCAAAUUGAUUGGAAACACGAAUACCAUAUUGAUUUCAUAAAUCGACCAUGCCCUUAUGAUUUUCCAGCAUUUGAAGGCGAUAAACCACCCGAUUAUGAUGAAAAUAAAAUUGCUACUGUGGACGGAGAGAAAUCGAAAAAGGAGAGUGGGGAAGAAGAAUAUGAAAAAGGAGCAAGGAAAAGGAAAUCGAAGAGUAAAGACAAAAAGAAAAAGAAAAGUGAAGAUAAAUAUGAUAAGAAAGAUAUCUCUAAGGUCAAAAAGCCAAGACGUUCUAGUAAUGAACUCGAUCAAUGUAGCCUUAGUGAAAAAAAUUGA